Messenger RNA from Saimiri boliviensis boliviensis (Bolivian squirrel monkey), 1873 nucleotides. It is a transcript of the gene PROKR1, whose product is annotated as prokineticin receptor 1. NCBI's taxonomy places the organism in Eukaryota, Metazoa, Chordata, Mammalia, Primates, Cebidae. The record is from RefSeq and is a predicted model, not a curated record. Gene Ontology annotation, molecular function: neuropeptide Y receptor activity. Gene Ontology annotation, cellular component: plasma membrane. Gene Ontology annotation, biological process: neuropeptide signaling pathway.
CGCCCCGCCUCGAGCCGGCACCUCGGCGCCCCACAGCCAUCAGAGGCGGGGACAGGGAGUCCGGGGCAGGCCGGGCCGGUCAUCUGCGGCGGCGGCGCGAGCGUAACUCCCGCCAGAGCCGGGAAAGAGCCCCGAGCAGAGGAGGAAGGGAGCGGGGACCUACCCUCCGCCUGCUGGCUUCUAGAAGAAGCGUCUCCUGUUCCGGCCCUGGAAUAAGAAGCCCGGACCUUAUCCGCCCGAUUCAGCGAUGCUGCAGGUUUAGAAUGGAACUCAGAUACCAGACCCCAAAGAUGCUGGCAGAGACAUUCUGACUCAUUAAGGGAGAGCUGAGUGAUAGCAGAGAGGGGUGACAUCAGCCUUGCAGACAUUGCCCCAAGGAAUUCUGAGCACUGUUGCUCACAGCACUGCCUGGCCAGAUGGAGACCACCAUGGGGUUCAUGGAUGACAAUGUCACCAACACCUCCAGCAGUUUCCUUUCUGCACUCAACCCCCAUGGAGCCCACGCCGCUUCCUUUCCUUUCAACUUCAGCUAUGGCGACUAUGAUAUGCCUUUAGAUGAAGAUGAGGAUGUGACCAAUUCCCGGACAUUCUUUGCUGCUAAGAUUGUCAUUGGCAUGGCCCUGCUGGGCAUCAUGCUGGUCUGCGGCAUUGGCAACUUCAUCUUUAUUGCUGCCCUGGUCCGCUACAAGAAGCUGCGCAAUCUCACCAACCUGCUCAUCGCCAACCUGGCCAUCUCUGACUUCCUGGUGGCUAUUGUCUGCUGCCCCUUUGAGAUGGACUACUACGUGGUGCGCCAGCUCUCCUGGGAGCACGGCCACAUCCUGUGCACCUCUGUCAACUACCUGCGCACUGUCUCUCUCUACGUCUCCACCAAUGCCCUGCUGGCCAUUGCCAUUGACAGGUAUCUGGCUAUUGUCCACCCGCUGAGACCACGGAUGAAGUGCCAGACAGCCACCGGCCUGAUUGCCUUGGUGUGGACGGUGUCCAUCCUGAUCGCCAUUCCUUCCGCCUACUUCACCACCGAGACGGUCCUCGUCAUUGUCAAGAGCCAGGAAAAGAUCUUCUGCGGCCAGAUCUGGCCUGUGGACCAGCAGCUCUACUACAAGUCCUACUUCCUGUUUAUCUUCGGCGUCGAGUUCGUGGGCCCCGUGGUCACCAUGACCCUGUGCUAUGCCAGGAUCUCCCGGGAGCUCUGGUUCAAGGCGGUCCCUGGGUUCCAGACCGAGCAGAUCCGCAGGCGGCUGCGCUGCCGCAGGAAGACGGUCCUGGUGCUCAUGGGCAUCCUCACCGCCUACGUGCUGUGCUGGGCGCCCUUCUACGGCUUCACCGUCGUGCGCGACUUCUUCCCCACCGUGUUCGUGAAGGAGAAGCACUACCUCACCGCCUUCUACAUCGUCGAGUGUAUCGCCAUGAGCAACAGCAUGAUCAACACCCUGUGCUUCGUGACCGUCAAGAACAACACAGUCAAGUACUUCAAGAAGAUCCUGCGGCUCCGCUGGAAGCCUUCUUACAACGCUAAGUCCAGCGCAGACCUGGACCUCAAGACAAUCGGGAUGCCUGCCACCGAAGAGGUGGACUGCAUCAGACUGAAAUAACCCCCUGGACUUGGCAAAGUUUAAACACAAGGCAGGGUCCUGGGGACACAGACCGGUGCGCUUGGAUGCACAUCAACCUGGAACUUUUUGUUUGCUGCCGAGGGCAGAGUAAAUGGACCACUCUAUGAACACUGUUCACGGAGCUCAGAAUUUCUAAAAUGCAUGUGACCAGACACUAUCGCCAGUGGCAUUUGUUGAAUGUCUGAUUCGUACACCAGUAGGUACUGGUAAAACCUAUGUAUGUUGAUGACAUUUAGUUGGCAAAAUGAAAUUUAAAU